Messenger RNA from Nomia melanderi (Alkali bee), 744 nucleotides. RefSeq lists its product as uncharacterized. The record is from RefSeq and is a predicted model, not a curated record. NCBI's taxonomy places the organism in Eukaryota, Metazoa, Arthropoda, Insecta, Hymenoptera, Halictidae.
AUGUUGGCCAAAGUGUCGUGCGUUUUCGUGUUGCUUCUCGCUGUGCAGGACACCUGCGCCGCUACGUCUCCCGGUAAAAAGGAUAGCACUGAUCUCUCGAAAUACAAUUCCUUCUACUACAACCCGGAAACUGGAGUCGGCCUGAUGCCGUCGCUGGAGGAUAACAGCAGAGAUCCUUUGUCGACCAAGAUCUCGUUCCGAGGACUGCCCUGCGAGUGCGACGGAUUCGAGUGCUCCUGCUGUGCCGGCGUCAACAUGACGUUAAUCGACUUCAAUCGUCGCGCGUGCAUAAAAUUCACCUUCGUCCCCGUCGAUUCUGCUAUCCGUAUGACGCUGAACAUGAACGAGAGAGAGAUCUAUGCGUCUACGGUAUCCAUCAAAAACCCUCCGCCAUUGUGCGUUCCGAUGCCCUACCUGCCCUUCGUCGGCUUCUGCAUUCGUUUCUUCGAGAUGUUCAUGGACGGUAGAAAUCUCCACGCAUGCAUCGACUUAGAAACUCGCAUCGUUGGAACGCCGAUCCUGAUCUUGCACUUCAAUUGCGUGAAAGUGGGCGUCGACGGUGUCUCUUGGGCGCAAAUCGGGAACGAAACCAAUUCAACGACUGUGGAGAUGCACGCGAUUAUAGAGGAACCGGAAGUCUACGACGACGUCGACUUCGAGCAGCAGGAUCUCGAGGCCUACGCGAACUACACGUCGACGCUCAGCCCUGAAGACGAAGCGGAGAUCGGCCAGCUGAAAUUGUGA